AUGGGAUCGCUGAUAGGAGCUUCCAACACAUCCAGACCGUCAUCUUUGAGGGCGACCAGCCGCGCAGUUGAUUCAUUUUCGGCCAACAAACAACUUGGGCACGGUUACAACCAGGGAUUGGACUGGUGUGCUUAUACCGUGGGAACAAUGCGAAAUUCAACGCCCGAACAAGGAGUAAUUACCUCGCGGAAAGCGACGCGACCAUCUAACAUGACAACUAGCAGCAGAAACGAGAGAAUGUCUGAGCAACUGUAG
Molecule: messenger RNA, 255 nt
Organism: Uncinocarpus reesii 1704
Lineage: Eukaryota; Fungi; Ascomycota; Eurotiomycetes; Onygenales; Onygenaceae
Exons: 2
Coding region: 1-255 (84 amino acids)
Source: RefSeq, a predicted model, not a curated record